UGCAUCGAGUUUGUUGUUUUGUUUUGUUCCCAAAAAAAUAAUGCACAAUUACUAUUCCACGUGAUAAAAUAAAAAGUACCACAAAAACCACAAAAGGGCAGAGAAAUAUAAUGUCGGAGUACACCAAGAGUCCAGUUGUUAUUGAUGGUGAAGCAAUUGAAUCAGAUGACGAGAUCGUAUCAUUUUCCAAUGCCUACCUCCCAAUCCAGACUGCCACAGAGCUGACGGAGUCUUUUAUGGCCUCCAGUGCAUCAUCCCCAUCAAGAUCUGAUCCACAAUUCUCGUCAAUUUUGCACAGGAAACUCUACGAACGAAACGAACAACUUUGGCGUCAUAUUUACAAUUUUGUACAAUCAACAGUUGUCUCAGCAUCCAAACAAAUCAUUGCUGCUGAUCAGCAACUUCUCAAGAGUCAAAUUAUUUUACAAUCGGUGGCAUCGGCUGUGAAAAAAAUGAACACAUCUAGCACGCAAGUUCUGGAACGCGUGCGUGAUAUUGCCACUGCGAAUUUUCUUCCUCCAAUAAAAAUGAGAUCUUUAUGAUUAAAAAAAAAAAAAGAUUUUUUUGCAUUGUUGAAAAGCGCGCGCAAAAAACUAAGAUAACCGGAGAAAGCGUCGACUAAAUGAUAAUCGGGAUAAUCGCAUAUGCGGUUACUUUGAAAGGUUUAUUCGUCGAAUAAAUGAGCCGAACUCAUUUGGAAAAGAAAUUAUUUUUUAGUUUAAUUUCUCGGCUCCAAUUUAUGCA
This is a messenger RNA of Lutzomyia longipalpis, 744 nucleotides long. RefSeq lists its product as uncharacterized. Bases 111 to 542 code for a protein of 143 amino acids. The transcript is spliced from 4 exons. Gene Ontology annotation, cellular component: BLOC-1 complex. The record is from RefSeq and is a predicted model, not a curated record. Lineage: Eukaryota; Metazoa; Arthropoda; Insecta; Diptera; Psychodidae.